This is a messenger RNA of Hemicordylus capensis (graceful crag lizard), 4565 nucleotides long. It is a transcript of the gene RDX, whose product is annotated as radixin. The record is from RefSeq and is a predicted model, not a curated record. Gene Ontology annotation, molecular function: actin binding; cell adhesion molecule binding. Gene Ontology annotation, cellular component: adherens junction; plasma membrane; filopodium. Lineage: Eukaryota; Metazoa; Chordata; Lepidosauria; Squamata; Cordylidae. The transcript has 15 exons. Gene Ontology annotation, biological process: regulation of organelle assembly; regulation of cell shape; positive regulation of early endosome to late endosome transport. Bases 474 to 2231 code for a protein of 585 amino acids.
AGGGAGGGAAAUCUCCACGGCGGCCGCCAUAUUGCGGACCUGUCAGCGGACGCGGCGCUGCCGCUUUGCGCGACUACUCCUGCUGCAGGACCAGCGGCGCAGCAGCACCACCGCCGCCGUCAACAAGCCCUGAAGAGCCGACGAGCGAGAGCGCGCGGCGCCUGGGAGAAGCCCCGCAGCGCCUCCUACGGAGUGGGCUGCGCGCGCGGUCGGCGGCGGUUGAGCCAAACCAGCCCCCCCCCCCCCGCACCUCUGCCGGACCAGAGUUGGCUGCUGGGAGGGGACGGCGGCAGUCGACCGCAGCUCGCCGCCGGGCGCCUCAGCCCAGCCAGACGACUCCUCCUCCUUCAGAUCUACUCCACCCUCCCUGCAAUGACCACCUUUGUCUUUGCACUUUUAGAGAAAGGGGAAGGAAUAAGAUUGCAAUACAUCUGAUGGUUUAACUGAACAAGCAGCACAGAAGAAGAGGAAAAAUGCCGAAACCAAUUAACGUAAGAGUUACCACCAUGGAUGCAGAGCUGGAGUUUGCCAUCCAACCCAAUACAACAGGGAAGCAGCUUUUUGAUCAGGUUGUAAAAACAGUUGGCCUACGUGAAGUCUGGUUUUUUGGGCUGCAGUAUGUGGAUAGCAAAGGAUACUCAACGUGGUUGAAGUUGAAUAAAAAGGUAACACAGCAAGAUGUAAGGAAAGAAAAUCCUCUUCAAUUCAAAUUCAGGGCAAAGUUUUUUCCUGAGGAUGUUUCUGAAGAGUUGAUCCAAGAUAUAACUCAGAGACUGUUUUUUCUGCAAGUCAAAGAAGCCAUCUUAAAUGAUGAAAUAUAUUGCCCACCUGAAACUGCAGUUCUGCUAGCUUCUUAUGCUGUUCAAGCCAAGUAUGGAGAUUACAACAAAGAGAUUCAUAAACUGGGGUAUUUGGCCAAUGACCGACUUCUUCCUCAGCGUGUUUUGGAACAGCAUAAAUUGACAAAAGAACAGUGGGAAGAGAGAAUACAGAACUGGCAUGAAGAACAUAGAGGGAUGUUAAGGGAAGAUUCCAUGAUGGAAUACCUCAAAAUUGCACAAGAUUUGGAAAUGUAUGGAGUCAACUAUUUUGAAAUAAAGAACAAAAAGGGAACUGAGUUAUGGCUCGGUGUUGAUGCUUUGGGUUUGAAUAUUUAUGAACAUGACGACAAGUUGACUCCCAAGAUUGGCUUUCCUUGGAGUGAAAUCCGAAAUAUUUCAUUUAAUGACAAGAAGUUUGUGAUAAAGCCCAUUGACAAAAAGGCCCCUGAUUUUGUAUUUUAUGCACCACGUCUGAGAAUUAAUAAGCGGAUAUUGGCACUGUGCAUGGGAAACCAUGAGCUGUACAUGAGAAGGAGAAAGCCAGAUACAAUUGAAGUUCAACAGAUGAAGGCUCAAGCUAGGGAAGAAAAACACCAAAAACAAUUGGAGAGGGCACAACUAGAGAAUGAAAAAAAGAAAAGGGAAAUAGCAGAAAAAGAGAAGGAAAGAAUAGAGCGUGAAAAGGAAGAAUUGAUGGAACGGCUAAGACAAAUUGAAGAACAGACAAUGAAGGCCCAAAAAGAAUUGGAAGAACAAACAAGAAGAGCUCUAGAGUUGGAUCAAGAGCGAAAGAAAGCAAAAGAGGAAGCAGAGCGUCUGGAAAAGGAACGGAGAACAGCAGAAGAGGCUAAAGCUGCUCUGGCAAAGCAGGCUGCAGACCAGAUGAAGAAUCAGGAGCAGCUAGCAGCAGAACUAGCUGAAUUCACUGCUAAGAUUGCGCUUUUAGAGGAGGCCAAGAAGAAGAAGGAAGAAGAAGCUUCAGAGUGGCAACACAAAGCAUUUGCAGCCCAAGAAGAUCUGGAAAAGACCAAAGAAGAAUUAAAGACUGUGAUGUCAGCUCCACCCCCACCCCCUCCCCCUCCCCCACCAGUAAUUCCUCCAACAGAGAAUGAACAUGAUGAACAGGAUGAGAAUAAUGCUGAAGCGAGUGAAGAACUGGCUUCUGAAGGGGUGGUGAAUCACAGAAGUGAGGAAGAACGUGUAACGGAGUCUCAGAAGAAUGAACGCGUCAAGAAACAGCUACAGGCCCUGAGUUCUGAGUUGGCCCAAGCCAGAGACGAAACGAAGAAAACCCAAAAUGACGUCCUUCAUGCUGAAAAUGUUAAAGCAGGUCGUGACAAAUACAAGACUCUUCGACAGAUCCGACAAGGCAAUACAAAGCAACGCAUUGAUGAAUUUGAAGCAAUGUGAGAGCGGUUAUUUUGCAUAUAUGUUCUUCAUUAAGCUUGAACCACCAGCAGAGAGAAACAGGCCUUUCCAUGUAUGAAAGGAACACACCCCACCUUGCCAAAGCACUUAUACCAGUUUGUGGUUAAAUCGCAUUUCAUGAAAGUCAUUCAACAAUAAGGCAGCCUGUCAUCUGUGGCCCUUUGCGGGUUGUGGUAGCAGUUUCCAUGAUCUCAUGUUGCAUAUUUUAUUUGCCUUCUGAAAGGCUAGCAUGAUUUCAUGCUGACAAAACUGCUUGCGCAUUGAUUGUGCAAGGGAACACUAGCUUCCAGCAUAUAACUGACUACAAUUUUAGCAUGGGUGCACUUUGGAAAGCUCUUAUCAAUUUAGCAAAGUUGCAGGAAGUUUGAUAUUGUUGAAUUCAUUGUGGAUUUAUAGAGGGUCCCCCCACCCCUGAAGUGGAAUUCUUUGGUGUUUCACGUCCUAUCAUCAUUGAUGGUUUUCUUUGCCUACCUGUUCACAAAGGUCUAGAUGGCAGAUAACUGUUCCAGCACACAUUCUUUUUUACUUUUUGUUUUAAAAAGAAGUGGAACAUUACCUGUAGAAAGUCUUCUGCUUAUAGGUCUCUUCUAACCAACGCCCUUUGUUCUUUAGAUAAAAGUAGGAAAAACCAAAAUGCUAGAUUCUUCUAUCCUGUUAGUCUUUCUAUAUGAAUUGCAGUGUGGAAAACCUGGACCUUUCUGGCAAGGGAGCAUAUGAAAACAUCAGUCCCAAGGAGGGGACAGUAUCCUACCUCACUACAAUAUACAUGAUGAUUGGUCCUUCAAACACCAUAUUGAAAUCCUAAUUUUGUUAAGAUGGGUCUCCUCUGUAGCUAAACACUACACAAAUCUAGGAGCCAUUAGUCUUUUUAAUAGUUUGUUUUAUUACAGCAUAGCUUUAUAGUGUUCAGUGUUGUUCACCUGCCUUUUUGUUGAGAGAAAAUGCACAUCAUGUAUUUUAAGUUUUUGAAAUGUAACCUGUCACUGGUAUACGAUCCAAUGAGAGGGUGUGUAAUGUUUGAAUGAGCAUGUCUUCUGGAUUCCUUUGUACUAAAUUAACCUUGUUGUCGGGCUCCUUUCUCAGUGAAGCCUGUGCAUAAAACGAUGAUGCCUUGCACUUGCUUUUGAGGCCCAUUUGCACAUCAUGUUCCUCCUGUUCCUUCCAUCUUCACUGGAGAUGCAAGGGAAUGGCAUAUGUAUGCUUUGCAUUUUCAGGAAACCCAGUCAUGGGAAUUGUGGCAGAGCAGGGGCAAAGAGCUGUAUGAACAAACCUACAGACUGAAAUUCAGCAUACGCUCUGUGCUUAUUGAGUGUAUGUUUACAACUGACAUUGAAUUGCCGCAUCUCUUAUCUGUCUAAUCAAAAUUGGACACCUUUAGAAUUUGAUGACCAUAUGGUUCAUAGAAAUCAAACUGAAAUUACAUUCUACUUGUAUACAUUUUAAACUAGAAAUUGGGAGAGAGAAGCCUUACUUUCUCUGAGGAUGGUUCAGCUAUCUUCUCUUUGGUAUUAUGCACUCAGAAAAAGAAAUUACACUUAUCUAUUAAAAUUGCCAUUUUGUUACACUUUCAUGAAUAGGUUUAUCAACCCUAUUGAGGGCAAAGGCUUUUCUGAAUUUAAAGGUCUAUAGAGCGAGGAUCUCAUGAAAGGGACACACACACGUGCGCACAUGUGCAUACACACACGUACGUACAUACAUAGCUAGCUAACCUUACAUAGACUGGCGUGCAAAUGCUGUGUACGUGAUCAGAAUACUGACUGCCCUUGGUGUUUCUGCUUUCAGGAGCUGAAAAUGGGGCUUUUGUAUUGCAAGUUUUCAUGCAUUGAAUCAUGAAAUCUCAAUUUCCAAAGUGUUAGACCAUUUUGCCAUAGCAGGUAAAAUGCUGUGCUGGAGUUUCAUGGUUCAUCCCUGAAAUGUGUGCACAGGCAUUGAUAUGCCAGUCUGUCAGCGUGAGGGGAAAAAUACAUUUAGAUUUGCUGUUCAUAAUCUACAAUGUAUAGAUUAGGAUUUAAAUGGAUGUAAUCCAUUUAUAAAGCUGUGUGAAUUUUUCUAAGCAACCAGGAAUAAACAUCUGUAAAAGUUUUUUUCACAGUGAACAAAGGGGUGAUAAUGGUAGUCACCAGCUGUUGGGGGCACACGAACUGAUGCAGAGGCAUUAAGAAAAUACUUGAAGUAUUUUCCCCCCCAACAUGCUUCUCCAGUUCUUCUCCCCUCACCCUUAGCAUCAUGUUUUGUGUUGUAAAAUUAAGCUAAAGUUAAUAACAUCUAUUAUUUUGGAUAACAUUUGUUGGCUAACAAUAAAGAGAAUACAGUUCA